AGAUUAUCACAAGAGAAACAUUUACUCUGAAGAACUAUCGUCUGAAAGUCGUUCAAUCAUGGCUCCGAAGGACAAUCUAACCGCCGUUCUGUACGGAAUCAACGACAUGCGUCUGGAACAAAGACCGAUUCCCGUUCCAAAGCCAAACCAGGUCCUUUUGAAAAUGGAAGUGGUCGGCAUUUGCGGCUCCGACGUCCACUAUCUAGUCAGCGGAAGGAUCGGCCCUUUCGUGGUCAAAAAACCCAUGGUUAUCGGGCACGAGGCCUCUGGUACCAUCGUGGAAGUGGGUAAAGACGUGAAGGAUUUGAAACCUGGUGAUCGCGUGGCCAUCGAACCUGGAAUAACCUGUAGGACCUGCUAUGACUGCAAAAGCGGGAAUUACCACCUUUGUAGGGACAUGGUGUUUUGCGCCACGCCCCCGGUGGACGGAAAUUUGGCCCGGUACUACGUCCACGACGCCGAUUUUUGUCACAAACUCCCCGAUAAUAUGGAUCUGGAAGAGGGUGCUUUGAUGGAACCGCUUGCAGUGGGAGUCCAUGCAUGCAAACGAGCUGGGGUACGAGUCGGUUCCAUAGUUUUAGUACUAGGCGCCGGUCCCAUUGGGCUCGUUUCGAUGCUAACAGCCAAAGCUAUGGGUGCAUCUAAAGUCAUAAUUACAGAUCUCGUAGACCACCGUUUAAACAAAGCAAGAGAACUUGGUGCCGACUUUACCGUACGAAUCGAGAAGAACAUGACCGAAGACGACAUUAUCAAAAAAGUGAAAAGUCUUCUGGGGGAAGACCCUACGGUUACGCUGGAGUGUACCGGGGCUGAACAGAGCGUCCGGGUUGCUUUGCAGGUGACCAAAUCCGGCGGUGUUGUUAUUUUAGUCGGAUUGGGUAAAUUCGAAAUGACGGUACCUCUAGCGGGUGCUUUAGUCCGUGAAGUCAAUAUCAGAGGGGUUUUCAGAUACAACAAUGACUAUCCCAUUGCGAUCGAGUUGGUGAAAACUGGCAAAGUCAACGUGAAACCGUUGAUUACUCAUCAUUUCACCAUUGAAGAGACGAAGAAAGCUUUCGAGACUGCUAAAACUGGACAGGGGAAUCCGAUCAAGAUUCUUAUUCAUGCUAACCCCGAGUGGAAACCAUGAUUUACUUGAUUUUAAAUUUAAUUUAAUUAAAAAAAGUUACUAUCUACACAAUAUUACUAAAAUGUCAUAAUAAUUUGUCAAGUGGUUUCACAAAUUAUCUGCCUAAUAAAAUCGACAUAGUCAUCAUAAA
Zophobas morio is the source of this 1259-nucleotide messenger RNA. RefSeq names its product sorbitol dehydrogenase-like. Gene Ontology annotation, molecular function: zinc ion binding; L-iditol 2-dehydrogenase (NAD+) activity. The record is from RefSeq and is a predicted model, not a curated record. The transcript has 6 exons. The coding region runs from base 59 to 1129 and encodes 356 amino acids. Gene Ontology annotation, biological process: D-sorbitol catabolic process. Lineage: Eukaryota; Metazoa; Arthropoda; Insecta; Coleoptera; Tenebrionidae.